Messenger RNA from Xylaria bambusicola, 2050 nucleotides. RefSeq lists its product as uncharacterized. Bases 231 to 1532 code for a protein of 433 amino acids. The transcript has 2 exons. The record is from RefSeq and is a predicted model, not a curated record. NCBI's taxonomy places the organism in Eukaryota, Fungi, Ascomycota, Sordariomycetes, Xylariales, Xylariaceae.
ACAUCGCCUGUAUACCUACUGUUUGGAUAUGACGUUCUAAACAGUAUGCCAGAGCUGUCAUAACUCAUUUUACUCCUGCUUUCUAAAGUCCGAAGUCAUACAGCUUGCGAUUCAAUGGUAACAAACAGUCCACUGCAUGUGAAAAUUCUACCACACCCCCUCAGUCACCUGACAAUCACGACAACAAUAUCCAACACGUCAGCGUCAGCCCUCAUAUUAUUCCACCCCCAAUGAAUUGUGCUUCUCUAUGGUCUCCUCCAAGAAUAAUUAAGUUACCUUCUUGCCUUCGCGCCAUAUUUCUUUAUGGCUGGAAGCGGUCCUUCGCCUCUAAUGCAGCGCGGGCACAGCGUCGGAGGGACAAACAGGAUAGCUGGAUGUGGAGAAAUGUUAAAACACCUGUUCCUUUCCAUGCACUGGCGAAGAAUGAUCUAGAGCCCUCUCUCGAGGCGGUAUCAAGCAACACAACGUCCACAUUUAUCUGCAGCUACAGCUGGCAGCACUCCAAGAAAAAAGGAGUUAGAAUACCUGGCGUCGCACCGAUUUGGCGCAAUGUGUCGCUCCCCGUGACAGUACCCCCUGACAGCAAGACUGUCUUCACUGCCCGGAACUUGCCGCAAGCCCCGCGGUACUAUUUCGAGCCACUCUUCCGUGCAGCCGCAACAAUGAAUCCAAGUGUUAAUUUUAUGGACGUCGACAUUGUAACCACUAGGAACAGCCUUCGAAAACUUUUCGCUUUUUGUGGGGGUGUCGGCUUGACAAGCUUCCGUGUCGAUCUAUCAAUGAUUCAUAACACGCUAUUCAUAGAACGGUUUGAGAAAACUUCACGUGCGAUAAUGGGAGGGGCGGAAGAAACUGGAUAUGGCUCGAGCUUUGAGAAGGCAUCCACUAUCUUGCCGCGAGAAGCGAAAAACUGUGUCCAGUACCAUCGCGCCCUGAAAUACAUGCUUGGUGAACUAAACUGCGUGGUCAGCUUCGAAGUCGAUGCAUUCUAUCAGAAUUUGGAUGAGGAUGGGAAAAAGGAAGAGGACGAAACUACAAACAACACAAUGUUGGAAGAGCUAGCUUCAGACAUCGGGGCACCCGGUAUCAGAAGCGACACACCGAGAAAUGAAGGCAUGGCAGUCCAGAUGCCAACUGUCGAGGCUGACACCAAACUUACGCCUCAAUCAGCAGCAGCAGAAAUCAAAACAACCACGAAGGACUUCGGUUCCUUCAGUCGUCAUCUACCGCAAUUGUGGUUCGGUCGAACGCCUUGGCUAAUCAGAGCUCGUCACAGUGGAGGAACAUUUGACAGGAUUCUAAUCCGGCGUGCAGGUGACGAAUUUACGGCGUGGGAGGAAGAGCAUCAGACAGAGUUGAGAAGGCUGGUGUCGCUUUUAUCCCAGCUGCGAGAGGUUGUUAAGGAGAAUGGUUCCAAGCGCUGUAUAGGAAUAUUUGAAAGGCGGGCACGCGAUCUAGAAAUCAACCUUUUUGUUUCUGCCCGUAAGACCGGGGCACUCGCCGGGAACAUGAUCAGCAAGUUCUGGCGCUGAAAGGAGCGGCAGAUUAUUAUAGAAGGGGACGAGCGGCUUAUUUGCGACCGUAAUUCUAAGAUGAAUAUAAUGUUGCGGCGAAGCGGGCGGAGAGUAACAGAUUUUCCAAUAAUCCGUCGCAAUGUGUUCGUUGUGAGAGCAUCAAUUGCUGUCAAAGGGCCACCACAUGUACAUAGCUAUCGCCUCCUUCAUCUCCUUCAAGGCAAUCUCUGCCGUUAAGUACGUACUAGUAAUUGUUACGUGAGCCGCAUAGGGCGGUCAGCUGGUUCACUUGCACGCCUCUUUGCCAUUCGAGUCAGGGUACGACUAACCUUCGCGGGACCCGUUGAGGCCUGUUACGCUAAGCUAGGACCCUCGCCUUUGGGAUUUCCGGGCAUAUUAUCGGACACGAAUCAGCCACAAUUGCUCUAUCUCCCAGUUUCUAUUUGAAGUUGCAAAAGCUAACGAAUUGGCUAGUCAAAGACGCAGUCACAGUAACUUCUUUCAAUGGAAUCGCAACUUACAUUGAACGAUUCACU